Molecule: messenger RNA, 1995 nt
Organism: Exophiala dermatitidis NIH/UT8656
Lineage: Eukaryota; Fungi; Ascomycota; Eurotiomycetes; Chaetothyriales; Herpotrichiellaceae
Exons: 3
Coding region: 1-1995 (664 amino acids)
Source: RefSeq, a predicted model, not a curated record
AUGGUCAGCGAGGCGGCAAGCCCUAUGACUGGCUACGACGAAGUGCGAUUUCGCCCGGUCUUCCCCAGUCAACACGGUCCACAAUCCAAGGGUCCAAGGAGCUGGUGGCAACGCGAUACGGAAGAGCCGCCCCCAGAAAGAGAAAAAGCGCCGCCGACUUUUCCAUCGCGCCUACGGAAACCUGAACUCUCUCAAUCAUUCCUCCUCCGCCCGGCAUCGGCUGAUAGCCCUGGGAGUGCGAGCGGUAUCCUACCAGGUCCUGCUACGAGGGAACCCACAGCACAGUCUCCUUCGGAGAGCAGCACCCGUGAGUCGUCUCCCCAUGCUGGACGUGCUGGAGUGUACAACCCGGAAUGCGAUCUUGCAGACUUGUCGAAUCCUCCGCCAGCCCAAGAUCAGGAUGCUGCUCUGCCUGGAACACCGUCAACACAGAGCAAUGCUCAUCAACAUGUUGCCGACCCUUUCACAAGGCAGGAAACGAGACGCCGGCUCCUAUGGAUGAAGAAGAACCCACGAAUUUCUAUGCCAGCCACGUUAUCUGAGCACCAUCGAAAAUAUCUCGAGGAAGAAGGGGCUUUCCUGCAACUACCGCGGACGACAACGGACGCGCUUCUCCCGGUUUAUAUUACCAUGUUGAACGAUUUAAUACCUAUUGUGGAUGGAGAGAGGGUGUUUCGUGACUACAGUAACGGGAGAGCCUCCAACUAUCUGGUGAACGCCAUUUGUCUCGCGACUUGCAAAGCCAAACUAGCGCUUCCGUUUCUUCAGUUGGUAGACGAUGGACCAGUCUUGAAGCCACAGGAGUUUGCAGCAAGAUUGCUGAGGGGUCUUGAUGCAGCUCUAAAGUCUGGCCUCGAGACGGAUCGUAUCGUUAAGAUCCAGAUACUUGCCUUGAUGCAGCUCAACAACGAUGGACCAGCCGGGGCCGAACGUGCCUCGAACUAUCUUUCCCAGGCCGUCAGUCAGGCUUGGGCUUCAUAUCUCCACCUCACAGUUUCUGGCAUCGCCGAAGAGAUGGAUCGCUGGUUCUUAUGGUGGUCUUUGAGAAACUUGGACAGAUUAAACAAACCAGUCAUGGGCUCGUCACCCUUCAUGAUAGACGAUGCCGAUGUUUCGACAGAGAGGACCCCGCCAGUUCAAGGUUCUUAUCGAGCCAAUGUCAUGAACGUCUCGUUGCUUCUUGGAGAUCUAUUGGCGAGCGCCACGCGUCUCUACAAGGCCAGCUAUAAGAUCCGUGUCGAUAGCCAAGAGCAUUUUCCCUCAAUGUCGGAACUCUUGGCCGAAACUGACUUUGAACAGUUUCAUAGCUUACACAAGGCAUACCUGGAAAUUUGGUACCAUGUGGCCGCUAUGCUAUCGUGCAGAUACAGUGGGCCUGAAAGUUUUCAGUACGAACGGCGCCUCGAUUCAGCAUGUCGAACUCUGCAGAUUAUUUCAGAGGGCUACGAACGUAUCCCACCACUGCCUCUGGUGCCUUAUGCGAUAUCAAUGGCGACUGCCGUGAUAUACCGGGCCCUCCGUGACGGUAAACGAGAUUAUGCAUCAGCUUAUGGGGACCUCAAGCGUUGUUACAAGACUUUGUGUGCCUUGAGCCACAUCUGGACGAGUGCCAGGGGUGUUACGAAACUCACAAGGAGGUUGUUACGAAGGCUCUCGUGUUCGGGUGACAGCAACACGCCUUCCUAUAUCUCCCAUGAACGCGCCGGUGAUAGAUCAAGCAACGCUGUAUCUUCCACAGCUCUACCCCAAAAAGGUCCGACCACAGUUCGUCAACCCGAUGAUGCGUCUGACACUACAGUGAGAAAUGAUUUUGAGAUGGAUCCUUUCCUGUUGUCGCUUGAUACGGAUCAGGUAUGGCGUGAUGACUAUGAUACAACUGACGCUUCAGGCUCAUUGAGUCAGCUGUACGAACCAUGGAUGGACACCCCAAUGUCUUAUCCACAGUUUGACAUGGCGUUUAACGACUUUUUUGAUAAUGGACCUUUGAUCUGCUGA